Molecule: messenger RNA, 950 nt
Organism: Triticum urartu
Lineage: Eukaryota; Viridiplantae; Streptophyta; Magnoliopsida; Poales; Poaceae
Product: Chaperone DnaJ-domain superfamily protein
Source: RefSeq, a predicted model, not a curated record
CGGCCCGGCCAUCAGUCUAAUAGCUCUGGAAGAACGGGCGGCGGUAAGAGCGGCCACGAUGCGGUCGUCGUCACCUUCCUCCUCGAUUCCUCGUCGUGCUUGCUCGCGAUCCAUUCUGCAGGGAGGCGAAACCCUCUGCGCGCCAUGGGCGACCACUACGGUACGCUUGGGGUGCGGCCCGACGCUACCAAGGCCGAGGUCAAGGCCGCCUUCCGCCGCCGCGCCCUGCGCGACCACCCCGACCGCCACGCUCAAUCCGGCGACGCCGGUGCCCGAGCCGAAGCCGCGCGGCGCUUCCGCCAGGCCUCCGACGCCUACCACGUCCUCUCCGACGACCAAAGGAGGGCCGAGUACGACCUCCGUCUCCGCUCUUCCUCCUAUGUCCGCACAUCCUCCUCCACCUGGGCCUCCUCCUCGUGUUCGCACGGCUACGGCUACGGGCACAGAGAAAGUUCUUGGCGGCGGCCGCCUCCGGGAGGCGGAGGCGCAUCGGUGGGAUACGAUUGGGGCUUGUUGCUGAAGGCGAUGACUCGGCGAAGGUUCCUUCUCAAUCUCGGCUUCUCCAGUGUAUUGCUUUCUGGUGCAGCUUUUCUUGAUGGAAGUAUUCUGGAACUCUGGAACAUGAAUAACUCUGGGAAAUCAUUUGAAGAAGCAAUGGAGUCGAUUGAGAAGGUAAAAGGGGGAAAGGGGAAUAGGUAGAGAAGUAGAUAGGUUCCAUCAAAUUGUGGUACACUGGUACAUAGACAAACGAGUGUGCAUAUUGUUGUUCAGAUCCUUCUGUACAGUCGGAAUAAUAUUUGUGACAAAGUGACGACUGAUUACCUGAUCAGCGUAGCUGUGGAUGAUUGUAAUGUGCAUCUAUGCCUAAGGUUCUUCCAGUGCAAAGAUUCAAACAAGUUGUCUUUUAACCUCCUCUAAUCAUGCUUUGUUUCCUCGGAAUCUGCAAGUAA